CUAGGCAAAAAAGAACGAAAGCAACAGGAGAUUGAAGUGGAGAGGAGGAGAGAGAAAGAGAGUGAAGGUGCGCCAAAAGGGGAACCCCCAACCCCAUGUACAGAAUAACUUCCUUAUCAGUCUUCUCUUUUCUCUUCUCCCUCUCUCUUUCUCUCUCCUCUUCACCCUCACCAACAGCAAAAACAACAAAGAAAUUCAAUUGAAUUCAGUUUAAUUGAAUUGAAAAACACCAAGCAAGAUGCCUAGACCAGGGCCAAGACCAUAUGAGUGCGUUCGGAGAGCUUGGCACAGCGAUAGGCACCAACCCAUCAGAGGUUCAAUCAUUCAACAAGUUUUCAGAGUCGUCACUGAAUCUCAUAGUUCCAUCACUAGAAAGAACAGAGAAUGGCAGGAGAAGCUCCCUCGUGUUGUGUUAAAAGCUGAGGAAAUUAUGUACUCUAAAGCUAAUUCUGAGGCUGAGUAUGUGGAUCCUGUGACGCUUUGGGAGCGCCUUAAUGAUGCUAUUGAUACUAUAAUUAGAAGGGAUGAGAGUGCUGAAACUGGUCAAUUUCUUCAGCCAUGUAUUGAAGCUGCCCUUGUUCUGGGAUGUCAUCCGGUUAGAGCGUCACGUAGCCAGCGGAACAGUAAUCCGAGAAGUUAUCUCAACCCAAGGUUCCAAGAACCUGCUCCGGCAGCUACAGCUGUUCCUGAUGAAACUAACUAUCACAGACCAACCCCUCAACCACCAAAUCUCUCUGGCAGUCCGUUGAUCUUUUCGAGGUCAACAAUGGGUAACCAAGCUAGUACAUCUUCACUUUCUAGCAGUCAAAUGGCGCCCAAUACUAGUUACAUUGCUACUCACCCUAACCCCUACUCUCAACCCAACUUUCGUAGACCUAUGCCUUCGGUGGCUAUUGAAUCAAACUCCUCGCUGAACUUUGGUUCUGUUUAUCCAUUGUAUUAUGGUAGUAAUAUUCAGAAUGCAGACCCCCAGUUUGGGUUCCGGUCACCUCAAAGCUCAAAUCCUGGGAAUGUAAUUAUUGGCAGACCAGUGGGUUGGCAUGGAAUGCAACCUCCCUGUUUUUCCAGCACGAGGAAUCUACUACCUGGUGGAAAUGCGAAAAUUGCAGCAGACAAGCACGUGCAAGAAAAAUUAGUUGACAGCCGUGGAAAGGCUGCUGAAAUGGACUGCGAUUUAUCUUUACGAUUAGGUCCUUCCAACACAGGUACAAGCGUGGACUAUGUGACCAAUGGUGGUGGUUCAAGUACUCAAAAAGAGAUCAGCAAGUAUUCUGAGCCAUGUGCUAAGAAUCUUGAGCUUUGUUUCUUCCCUAGGCACAGUGGUAAUGAUCCCUCUGAAUCCGGUGACAACAGAGUGGGACAAGAGGGUCAGGCUCUGGACAGAAAUGCAAUCCUGAGAAAGCGUAAUGCCCCAGAUCAUCUUGAGUUGGAGGAUGGGCGUGCUCAAUGGCUUCCAGAGCUCCAACCUAACCAGUUUCAUGGUCAAUAUAGAUGGCCAGGAGGUAGCUCGAAUAAUUUUAAUCCGAACAAGAGGUAGCAAAGAAUGAUUAAGCAAUACCUUUUAGAGGGGUGAAGACUUUGAAACAUGAUCAGGGGGGAAAUUUCUGUCAAAGGAGAAUGAAUUCACAAAUUGUGAACUUCUCAGUUGGUAUUGGUCUCUUCCUUCUGCACGGAUAAAGUUUAAAAUGUGAUGAAGAACCCACAGUUCUUGCACGUUUGCAGAAACCGUUUCACAAGUGAAACAAGUGUUCCCUUGAACCUACGGAGAUAAGCAACGAGGUGAUUGGUGCUAUUAUUGUAGGAUGUGAAGACAUUGUUGGUAGCUAAAGCUAUAUUCCUGAACAAGUGGUUGUGCAAUAUUAAGAGAAGCGACACUAAUGCUUGCGUUCAGUGGUAACUUUGCUGGUUGUUUGCUCAGUCCAUCCUUGGAUUUUUGCUCCGUUCAUCCAGCCCCUCUAAUCACCUCCCUAUGGUCCUACCCUGGCCCCUGCAAAGAGGAAAACAGAAACAGAAAAGGGGGUCUGCAUAGAGAGAAAAUACUACAGUAAGUUUACUGUUUACAUCUAGGGUUUGUGAAGUAAACGGAAGCCGAAAGGAUGCAUUCGACGGGUACUGCUCUCGGCACUGGUUCUGCUUUUACUAUAUUAUAUUCCUCGGACGAUUUGGAUGAUAGUUAAUAAACUGAUUAUGGUCUUAGCAUUCCUUUUUUAUGCAUUUGCUCUCAGUGGUACCCUUGUUGUUGCAACUGCAGCUCUUGGGGAUCUGCUAUGGAGUUCAGACAGCAAUAAUGAUCCCAUUGGUACGUGCUCUUCUUUUCUCAGGAAUGCUUGCCUGUCAUUUUAUGACAUUGAAGCCAAUAAACAACGAGUAUCAAUCUGCAUUUUAAGCUUACAUUCUUAAUUCUUUGUUCUUGGUGGAUUUUGUGGUUUGGGAUCCUUAUUAAGCGUAGUACUACUAAGAAUCAGACCAAUAUAUCAAAUGCUAUAUGUUGGAGGUUCUUUCCAUGCACAUCAAAUAUCAGAUCAUUCCAUUAUGAUUCUACGAGAAUUCUUCUGAUACCCAGAAGCAAGGAUUUUAUUUGCCCUGGUAUUUCGGCUGAUUGGUGGCGGAUAUGGCCCUAGAAGGCUUGUCCUUGUAAGUUGUUAGUGAUUUUGCAAUUGGAUAAGAUGUUAUGGUCUUCUUCCAAAUGAUAUUAUGUACUAUAACUCUAUAAGUAAUUUAUGUACUCAUUUUAAAAGUGAAAACAAGCAAAUGUCCUACUAUUUCACAUUC
Spinacia oleracea (spinach) is the source of this 2772-nucleotide messenger RNA. RefSeq lists its product as uncharacterized. The transcript is spliced from 7 exons. NCBI's taxonomy places the organism in Eukaryota, Viridiplantae, Streptophyta, Magnoliopsida, Caryophyllales, Amaranthaceae. Gene Ontology annotation, biological process: regulation of DNA-templated transcription. The record is from RefSeq and is a predicted model, not a curated record. The coding region runs from base 239 to 1537 and encodes 432 amino acids. Gene Ontology annotation, molecular function: transcription coregulator activity.